UGACUGAGCUCCGCCACCCGAACAAGCUGUCAGCAAGAGGUCUGGGCAGUGGGAAGAAGAUGGCAAAUAUCUCCCUCCUACUCUCCAUUUGUCUUCUGGGAGCUUGUUUUGGUGAUGAAAACACAGUGUUCAUCGAGAACAAAGAGGCAAGCUCGGUUCUGCAGAGGCAAAGGAGAGCCAACUCAAACAGGCUGGAAGAGGUUAUUCCUGGGAACCUCGAGAGGGAGUGCAUAGAAGAAAAGUGCAGCUAUGAAGAAGCCCGAGAAGUGUUUGAAAACGAAGAGAGGACGAUGCAGUUUUGGCAAACAUACAUUGAUGGAGAUCAGUGCAACCCCAAUCCCUGCAAAAACGGAGCCGUGUGCAAGGACCAGAUAAAUUCCUACGUGUGCUGGUGCCCAGCUGGGUAUGAAGGCAAGAACUGUGAGAUAGACUUCACUUGUGCUAUUAAAAAUGGAGGCUGCAAGCACUUUUGCAGUCAUGACCCCCCGCAGAAGGUUGUGUGUUCCUGUGCCGCUGGCUAUAAACUUCACGAAGAUGGAAAGUCCUGCGAACCUACAGUGCCCUAUCCCUGCGGGAGGAUCACGGCUCCUGAGGCCAAGAGGAAGCUCACCCGCUCAAUGAACACCUUCGAGCACUGGAACAUCACUGGCGACGACCCUGAUGAUGCCCAUGACGAGGUGCUCAACAACACCACGGAAACCAGCACUGCUGCCACCACGAGGAUCACCCCCGUGCUCAGGACGGGCACACGGGUUGUCGGCGGGUCAGAGAGCAUGAAAGGAGAGGUGCCCUGGCAGGUUUUGCUGGUGAACAGCCAUGGCUUGGGCUUCUGCGGCGGGUCCAUCAUCAACGAGAAGUGGGUGGUGACGGCGGCGCACUGCCUGAAGCCAGGGUACACCCACAACCUCAGUGCCGUGGCAGGUGAACACAAUGUGGAGAGCGAUGACCACACAGAGCAGUGGCGUAAGGUGGUGAGACUGCUUCCCCACCCCACGUACAACGCUGCCAUCAACGAGUACCACAACGACAUUGCCCUCCUGGAGCUGGACCAGCCCCUCACCUUCAACAGCUACGUCACCCCCAUCUGCCUGGGCAGCCGCGAGUUCACCAACGCUCUGCUGAAACAAGGCAUCGGCACGGUCAGUGGCUGGGGCAAACAGCUCUUCCGCGGCCGCACGGCCACCACCCUGCAGGUCCUCAGGGUGCCCUUUGUUGACCGGCCCACCUGCCUCAAGAGCACCUCCACCACCAUCCUGCACAACAUGUUCUGUGCAGGCUUCCCGUCCGGGGGCAGGGACACCUGCGAGGGGGACAGCGGGGGUCCCUACACCACGGAGAUCGAGGGCACCUGGUUCCUCAUAGGCAUCACCAGCUGGGGAGAGGAAUGUGCCCUGCCAGGCAAAUACGGCAUCUACACCAGGGUCUCGAAGUACGUGAACUGGAUAAAGCAAACCACGAGGCUCACCUAACCCAGGGGAGCACGAUGCCGUGCUGGGGAGGCUGCACGGUGCUGGAGGAUGGACUGGGUAGCUGAAGAGGGACCACAGCAAGCUCUGUGGUAUUGAGAUAUCAUUGCAUUUUAAUAAACAUUUCUAAAUGAAAUAACUUUUGCUCUUGGAAGGCAGAAAGUUGAGAGAAUGCAAUGAAAAUGUGGUAAUAAGGAAAUAAAAAGCCCUUUUAAUGA
Molecule: messenger RNA, 1684 nt
Organism: Corvus hawaiiensis (hawaiian crow)
Lineage: Eukaryota; Metazoa; Chordata; Aves; Passeriformes; Corvidae
Gene: F9
Product: coagulation factor IX
Exons: 8
Coding region: 60-1469 (469 amino acids)
Biological process (GO): zymogen activation; blood coagulation
Cellular component (GO): extracellular region
Molecular function (GO): serine-type endopeptidase activity; calcium ion binding
Source: RefSeq, a predicted model, not a curated record